GGCUUCUAAUAGGCUUAAGUGAAGUGCUGCAGGUGUUGUAUGUAACAGCGAGUUGGCAGUGGCAGCUCAUUUGUCAUCAUUUUAUAAACAGUGACUGUGGCAAUAUUAUUUCUUGAUGAAUGAAAAAAGUGAGAGUAAAAUGGGCAAAAGGAGGCAGAGGAAGGUAUGGCUGUCUGCUCUCUCUCCUCUCUUAUCUGCCCAGCUCUUAUGUAACACUGGCAGCAGGAACAGGAAAAUUCCGGCUAUCUGCUUUCACAUAGCGAAGGAAACCCUGACCCUUCUUUCUUUCUCUCUCUCUCUCUCUCUCUCUCUCUCUCUCUCACACACACACACACACACACACACACACACACACACACACACACAAAAGCAUUCAUGCACACACACAAAAAAACCCAUGCAUGUACGCACAUAAGCACAGAGCUAGUUUCUUGGCAACACCUUGUGAACUGGAUGAAACUGGUUUGGAGUGUGGGAGUUACACAAGACUGCAUCUACAUAUGCCCGGGAGGGGUGGGGUGUGUGUAAUGAAGUGAUGGAGGAUGGCUGAGGGGACACAGCGAGUCUGAACUGGGAUAAGGAGGAAUCUCAACACAAAGGGAGAGCAAUGGUUUUAGGCUUAAUGGAAUCACUGAGCUGCGAAAUCAAAAUGGAUUUCUGAUGCUGUGUUUAAAGUGUUAGUGGUCCUUACCACAGAAAAGAACUUACACUUAAGAAUAGGAUUUUACUCAUUGUUUGUCAAAGUACCCUCACGUCUGUUACAUUCAUCAUUCAAGCUGUGAUGUACUGUGACGAUGGGAAGGUUUGUCUUGCCUGGUUGUUGAGACUUAGGGCUGGGUCAUACUCUACAAUAAGUAGUUCAUACAUGUUUUCUUAACAAUGCCAAAAUAUUUAUAGCUGUUACAAAGGUGGAGUGAGGAGCUGGCUGUCAAUGCGGUUGUUAUAAAGAAUCAAUUCUGCUUUUUUGAGGUUCAUAUUUGUAUUUACAGUUGACACUAGAACUUCUCAACGUUUUGUAAUUCAAGGUUUUAACCCUAACUAGAAUUACUGCCUUGUGGUUGUAUGCCUCCGCUAUCCAGUCAAACUGCACUUACAAUCUAUAUCCAUGUCUGUGAAAACAUGGAUGCUUCACACACACCUUCCCCCCGGUAGCACAGAAGAUCUAUACAAUCAGCUCAGUUUUAAGGUGGACACCAAAGAUUAGUGUAACCAAUUCAGCAUGUCUCCCCUUCUGUUCCUGAGAUAUGGCAUUGAGUAAUGGCCAGAAAAGUGGUUUUGCAGAAAAUUAUGAUGUCACUGUGAAGUUGACCUUUGACCUUUUGGAUAUAAAAUGCCACCACUUCAUCAUGAGCCAUUUUUGUGAAAUGUUGUCAUAAUUAAUGUAUGAAUUUUUAAAUUAUGGACAAAUACAUGUUUUGUGAGGUCACACGGACCUUGACCUUUGACCACAAAAUUAUAAUUAGUUCAUUCUUGAAUCCAAGUAGACAUGUGUGCCAAAUUUACGGAAAUUCCUUCAAAGCCUUCUUAUCACAUUCACAAGAAUGAGAAAGACACAAAGUCACAAUGACCGUUGACCUUCAAUUACCAGAAUUCUAACUGGUUCAUUGAUUAGUCCAAGUGGAUGUCACUGCCAAGUCUGAAGAAAUUCCGUACAGGUAGCUUUAAGAUAAUGUGUUCACAAGAAUGAGAUGAAUGCAAGGUCACAGUGACCUUGACCUUUGAUCUAAAAAUCCUCAUCAGUUCAUUGUUGAGUUCAAGUAAAUGUGCACCAAAUCUUAAUUCCCUCAAGGCAUUCCUGGGAUAUUGCGUUCAUAAGAAUAAUAUGGACAGACGGACAGAUGGACAACCUGAAAAGGUAAUGCCUCUGUUAACAGACAAAAGAUUAAUUUCGGUUGGAUUUAUAAAGGGACGGAAAACCUGCUUUAGAAUCAGAUUGUCAUUAUCCUCAUCAUGGCAGCCCCUCCCUGUCCCUCAUGUUUAUGUGUGUCAUUCCCCGUCUGUAUUACUCCUCCUGUGUUUCUCCCCCUGUCUGUUCUGUGUGUGUGUGUGUGUGUGCAUGUGGGUGUGGCUUCCCUCCACAGGCAGUGCCAGGUGAAUCCACUCCAGUAAUCAACCUCUCCAUAAAGCCUCUGGAUUCCUCCCUACUUGUCGCCAGAUCGUUUCAUCAGCCUGCGCGGUAGUUUGUGUCCUGGCUCCUCUGUGGUUUUGCCCUUGUGCUUUGUUAGCUUGUGUAGCUAAUGCCUCUGUGUUUUCUCUGCCUCAACUCAGAUUGCUGUGCUUGCCUCGUGAUCUCGUGUGUGCUACUUCACUGCCUGCCUGUGGACCUUCCUGCCGCCGUCAGCUCUCCUGUGUUUCCCCUCGGAGUGAGUACGCUCGAGAAAACGGAAUCUACUGAGCCGUGCCGCAGUACCGCUGCCAUUACCACGUGGCGGACGCCACAUCACGGACACUCUCACUCUCCUCCUCACCGGUGCCUUCAUGGAACACGUCGGGAUCCUGGGACCACGCUCCACCCCUCCCCCCUUGCACUAUUCUGCACAUUCGAACAUUAAAGACUUGUUAUUCACUGUGUACCUGUUUCCUGAGUCGUGCUUUUGGGUCCAGGCUUUAAACCAAAUCAUAACACAGAUGUUAUGAAAUCACUACAUAGGCAUACAUGUGAUGUACUGUGCAAAGCAGCUACAGUUACAUAACACAUAAACAGCUACGCAUCACUGUAGUUUGUUCUGAAAGCAUGUUGAUUCCAAAACUCUUAUGCAACAAGACAAAAUAUGUAUAUGUACACAUGGUUCUAUUUCAUAAAUCUCAAUCAUUGUGGAACUGGGCACAUCUGCCUGUGCAUAAGUGCAGAAUGUCAAACUGAGUAGCAGGCAGCACCAGUGUAUGAAUGGGUGACAAAUGGCAAGGAGCAUAAAAUCGACUCAAAAGAUGUUAUACAAAUGAAAGUCCAUUCACCAUUACACUGCUUCUUGUAUCUAUCAAUGAAUAAAAUGGCAAAGAGAGAUGGUCCAUCCCAAUGCCUAUACUUGUAGACAAAACACAGUAGCCUCAACCCACACGUGAUGCACACUUUUCCUAAUACUGCUUCAAAGCGAUAUUCACAGGUUAGUGUAUCUCCAGUGCAGCUGUUACUGGUGAUGCACCUAAAGGUGUCUACUGGUGAAGAGGGUAUUAUCUCCACACAGUGCGAGUGCCCGCAAGGAGACUACAAAUGCAGCCAUGCAGCUGCAUUGGCCAUCUUCGCUGUGCAUAAUAUCAGCCGCACAGACACCGCUACUCAGUGGAAAAAGCCAAAGGCAGCUAAAAGGACACACCAUGUGGAAGAGCUAUUCCCACCUCUGAGUAAGUCCUACAACCCGCUGACAAGAGAGCCAACUGCCAAGGAUCGUGCCUGGCUGAGGAACAGACUCAGCAGCAGGUUCUCUGGAUUCUCUUGGCUUCUGUCACCUGAGCCAGAGGAAGAACCAUACACCUUGGCCACACUCUCUGUUUCCAAGAUUGUGGAGUCUGUGGCAACUGGCCAGCACAACAAUCCAAAGUGGCAUCUCCUCAGGAAAGGAAGGCUGACUGCCAGCAACUUUGGAGCAGUCCUUAAGGCAAAACGUGUGACUGCUUCUCUUCUUGCCAGGGUGAUGGGAGAACAGCAAGCACUGGAUGGUGUUUUGUCUAUACAGUGGGGGACUAUGAAUGAAAAAGAAGGCAUUAAGGCCUUCACCACUGCCAUUCAGAUGCCAGUUGAAGAGUCAGGCUUGUGGCUUUCUCGUUCAGGGGUAUUGGGAGCAUCUCCAGGUGGUCUGGUGGGGUCUUCCGCGGUGCUCGAAGUAAAGUGUCCCUAUGGCACCAGGGAAAUGACCAUCACAGAAGCACUGGCAAUCAAGGGCUUCUGUGUCAGUAAGGAAGGGGAUAGUUACCACCUGCGUGACGACCAUCCUUACUGGCACCAGGUACAGGGACAACUUCACCUCACUGGCAGGCAGACUUGUUACUUUGUGGUCUGGACAACAAAAGACACUGCCAUCAUCCCCAUAGCCCGAGAUGAGAGUUGGCAGCCAAAACUGGUGCAUCUGGAGGACUUCUUCAAGGCUCACAUGCUUCCGAAGCUGGCACCGCAGUGAACCCACCCCACACACCAGGAUGUGCUCCUUGUCCUCCUUUGUUUGUUUGUUUGAUGUUUUUUUUUUUGUCUACUGUGAUUCACCCUGGACCAGGAGCACUGUGAUCCUAUAGUUGGCUGGCUGCAAAAUAAAAACAGCCAGAGACAAGGUUAGUUAAACAAGGUUAGACAACAGUCAGUACAAAUGUGUUACAUUGAACUGAGUUCUUAACUUGUGGUUAAAAUGUCUGCAACAUAGUUUUUACGAGUAGUUACGUUUUCAUUAACAAGUAGUUACAAACAACAGACACGGUUGAAAAUUUAUGUUUUAUGUCUCAUCCAUUUUUGGACUGUGAUGAAAUUUGUCUGAUAUCAAUGGUCCUUAAUAAAUAAUAAUAAUAAUAGAUUGCAUUUAUUAUGGCUGGGUAUUGUUGAGAAUGAUUCGACAGGAUUUUGAUUCUUUAGGUCGCAAUUCGAUCCAAUAUCGAUUCGAUUCAAUAUUGAUUUAAAUGCUUAAAUACUGAUUCAGUAAUAAGUAGAAAAACACAAAUAAUUCAUUAGAGUACCUGUUGAUAUUUUAUAAAUAAGUACCUUACAUAUGAAGACGGCCACAGACAGGAAAAAAUAUAUUGCAAUGCAUUGAUGAAUUGAUAUUUUUACCCAACCCUAAUAUUUAUAUAGCGCUUUAUCUGUCUCAUCUUAAGAAUGGAUUACUUUGUUUUACCUUUACAUACUAAUGACAGUCUGAGAGAUGAUGGUGGUAUGUGACACCAUAUACAGUAUCACUAUGAUAUCACAAUAUCUGUCCAAAAAGAGUAAUUUUCUGCUCAGUUACAAACAUGCAAGAUGCAGCCCUGACUUUGUCUUGCAAAGAUAAAGUUUCUGAUUAGAGAUUAGAGAACUCUACAAUAAUAAACUCCAGACAAGAGAGCAGCAUUUCAUAGUCAGUAAACUCAAAGCCACUUAUUCUCUACGAUAUCAGCCAGGAAUUAAUUAUUAUAACACCCUUCUCAAACUGUCCCGUGUGGUGCUUCCAAUCAUUUGAUUAACAUGUAACUGCCGCCAUUCACACCUACUGCCAAACUGAGGUUGACCAAAAGCAGGUCCUUCGAUGACCCCAGCUUGUUGGCCACACCACCGAUGACUGAGGCAGCUGUCGAGGAGCGGGUUGUGGUAUAGGUGUGGUCAUAGCAAAAGACUUUAAACAGAAUCAGAGACAUGAAUCAGAUUAAACACAGGACUGUCAGCACGAAGAAAUAAUGAAGAGGUAAACCAGUGCUGCAGAGUUAGCAAUACUUGGAUUAAUGCACUUGUUCCCACUCGUAUAAGAUGAUUCAUGAAAUAGGAAAGAGGGAAGAAAAACAUCAACACCUUACUUUAUAUCUCCCUAUUUAGUAUUACGUUGUAACAUUUAAUAAAUAGUUUAUAACACAAUAUAACGUAGUAUGUACAUUAAUAUGUUUAUUUGACAACAACUAUAAUUCCUCCUGUGGGCACCAAUUAAAUGUUUUAUAUAGGUUAAGUGCAAAUGUUAUUGACAGACAAUAUGGGUUGAGUGACUAAACAGUAAUAAGUAUUUGCAAAUGCAGGGAAUCGAUGAUGAAAUUACCUAACAAGAAGAGAAGAAGAGAACCUGGUGUUGUUGGCUGGAUGGAUGGAGGGAGAGAGCCUGGUGUUGUUGGCUAGAUGGAUGGAGGGAGAGAGCCUGGUGUUGUUGGCUGGAUGGAGAGAGCCUAUUCUGCUGCCACUUCUUUUAUUAGAGGAUUUUGGAGGUUCACUAAAGCGCAACAUAGCUGAACCACUUUGUCUGCAAAGUUUCGCAGGCGGGCUGGAAUGAAUCUCAGGAAUCUAAAUUCCUUUAAACGAGAAUUUGCUCUCUCGACAUGAAUCCUGUUCUGUGCAAUCAAUAUUUGUGGCAUGUGCUUCACUGUGUGUGAGUUUGCCGUGGUUGAGGAAUGGGGGGAUGUUUACAGUGACUCCAUCUGGCAUAAUAUUCUGGAUCAGAAAGCCCUUGUCUGCUAAAAUCAUGUCUCCUGGCUUGAAAUGGUCAAGAAUUCCAGAAUCCAGCACUAUCUCUUUGUCACUCACUGAUCCUGGGUACAGUUUGCUGCAGUACGUGACAACAGCAUUCGGCGCCAUGCCUAGGAACACUUUAAAGGAAUGCAUGCCACGGUAUGCCGAGUAGGUCUCUUUCUGGGUGUCCAUUUGCUUGGGGAUAGCAAUUUUGAAAUCGGUACAAUCCAAUAUCAUGCGGCAGUUUGGGAAGUGCAUGAAUGAAGAAGGUAAGCUGGUUUUAUUUUUUUCACGACUGGGUACAGUGCUCAUGAUGUCCUUAAAAAGGAGCUUGUGAAGAACCUCAAUGAAUAUUAUUGUCACAUUGGUGACAGUGCUUGUACUGCAGUGGAAGAGUGCAGCCAGAGUGACGGAGUUUCAUGAGAGUCAUAAAAAUUUGGUCUUCAAGUGUGAGUUCUUUGGGGUUCCAACCAGCUUGGUAUGUAAUUGAAUCCUCAAAAUGGCCAACAUAUUCACAAACAGCACUGAAAGUAUCUCUAUCUGGCAAUCCCAUCUCCAUCUGAAUAACAUUUUCACUCAGCUGAGAGGCAGAAUACCUGUCACAGCAGUAACUCUGUUUAUCCUUGAGAGACCUCAACUCUGCUCUGGACUGCUCUAGCUCGAUCUCAAGCUGAAUCCUUCUACUCCUUUCAGACUGCAGCUCUCCAUGUUCCUCAUCAUCAGUCAUAAGCUGUCUGCCUCCUUUCUCCUCCUCAUCCAUUGCUUCUGGACCAGUUUCAUUCCUCUCAGUGUUUUCCUUCCUCAGGCAGUAGGAAUGAUCACUACUUUCACUAUUUUGAACCCCAGUUGUGUUUACAAACAAAACAGGGACUUUUUGGUCCCUGGCAGGAAAAUGACAGCCACAGAUGCGGGAGUUGGCACUGGGCUUCCUGUCAGCUCGUCUAGGGGGAAAGUUAAAGAUAUACAAUAUUAGUUUCAUGAAAGUUACACCCUCUCAGAUAAGAGCACACAAUCUUAAGGCUACAAUAACCAAGUGCACAAA
This is a messenger RNA of Epinephelus fuscoguttatus (brown-marbled grouper), 7148 nucleotides long. RefSeq lists its product as uncharacterized. Lineage: Eukaryota; Metazoa; Chordata; Actinopteri; Perciformes; Serranidae. Bases 3063 to 4115 code for a protein of 350 amino acids. The transcript has 2 exons. The record is from RefSeq and is a predicted model, not a curated record.